Messenger RNA from Lottia gigantea (owl limpet), 702 nucleotides. RefSeq lists its product as hypothetical. The transcript is spliced from 5 exons. NCBI's taxonomy places the organism in Eukaryota, Metazoa, Mollusca, Gastropoda, Lottiidae. Gene Ontology annotation, molecular function: histone H3T3 kinase activity. The record is from RefSeq and is a predicted model, not a curated record. Gene Ontology annotation, biological process: mitotic cell cycle; intracellular signal transduction. The annotation marks the transcript as partial. Gene Ontology annotation, cellular component: nucleus; cytoplasm.
UGCGUAAAAGGCUGCUAUCCUAAACAAUUAUUGAAACAAUGGGAUGAUUAUGAUGAAAGAAAAGUAUCUGAAAAUGAUAGACCAGGUAUUUUUAAAGAUGAUCAAUUAUUUAUAGUGUUUGAAUUUGCUGAUGGUGGAUGUGAUUUAAGUGCAUUUCAGUUUGAUAAUCCCAAUCAAGCAAAAAGUGUGUUGAUACAGACAGCCUAUGCUCUGGCAGUUGCUGAAGAAGCGUUCGAGUUUGAACAUAGAGAUUUACAUAUAGGCAAUGUAUUAGUGAAAGCUACAGAAGACAGAACUGUAGAUUGUACUAUAGAUGGACACAAAGUGUCAAUAGAAACUAAUGGUGUACACAUAUUUAUCAUAGAUUUUACCAUGUCCAGAUUAAAGAAAGAUGGUGUUAUUAUACAUUGUAAUCUGGCUGAUGAUAAAACUCUAUUUGAGGGAGAAGGAGAUUAUCAGUUUGAUAUUUACCGUUUAAUGAAAGAACAUAAUGGGAACAAGUGGGAUGAUUUCAAACCAUAUUCUAAUAUUUUCUGGCUCCAUUACCUGACUGACUGUAUAUUGAAAAAGAAACGAUUUAAAAGUAAUACAAGAGUUGACAGAGAAGUACUUAAAGACAUUCGACAAUUGUUCAAAGAAUUAUUAGACUAUGGCAGUGCAAAGGAUUUAGUUAUUAAUUCAGAAUUCUUCAACCCAUCGUGA